Molecule: messenger RNA, 1421 nt
Organism: Panicum hallii
Lineage: Eukaryota; Viridiplantae; Streptophyta; Magnoliopsida; Poales; Poaceae
Product: nuclear transcription factor Y subunit B-10-like
Exons: 1
Coding region: 597-1238 (213 amino acids)
Biological process (GO): regulation of transcription by RNA polymerase II
Cellular component (GO): nucleus; CCAAT-binding factor complex
Molecular function (GO): protein heterodimerization activity; DNA-binding transcription activator activity, RNA polymerase II-specific; RNA polymerase II cis-regulatory region sequence-specific DNA binding
Source: RefSeq, a predicted model, not a curated record
UUGCUGCUUUACGAGUGACUAUCACCGUCACCAUAGACACGUCACACAAGCGGCCAAGGGACUCAGGACACGUCAGACUCACCCUCUCCACGUCCUCACUCCUGCGUGGCAGCCUCCCCCGGGACCACCCCCGGGGAUCACGCACCAGAUCGCGCCCCUGGCCCACCCGGACGGCCCGGACCCCGCCAGCGUGGCAGAAACGGACGGCAUCGGCCAACGCCGGCUGGCCCAGCACAUAUCGACAAACAAACGGCCCACGCCGCGACACGUCGCCCCCUCCAUGCGUUCUUAUCCCCACGAUGCUUCCGCCGGAACGCUGCCAUUCUCCGCUCUCAAACCCGCCGCGCUCCCUCGUCCCUCCCACCUCGCUCUCCCUCCUACUCCCCCGCUCUCCUCUUCUCCUCGUCGUCCUCCAGAUUCCACUUCCACCCGUGCUUUGUGCGCUUCUGAUCUGCUGCUGCUCUUAGCGUUCUUGAUUCGGUGUGCGGUGAGUUUUGCUCGGGCUGGAUCGUCUUGGUCAGGCUCGGGGCUGUUUGACUUGACCGGAAGCGAGGGAGAAGGGAGAGGAGCUUGCUGUGUUUGUUGGAUCGGUGGCGAUGCCGGACUCCGACAACGAGUCCGGCGGGCCGAGCAACGCGGAGUUCUCGUCGCCGCGGGAGCAGGACCGGUUCCUGCCGAUCGCGAACGUGAGCCGGAUCAUGAAGAAGGCGCUCCCGGCGAACGCCAAGAUCUCCAAGGACGCCAAGGAGACGGUGCAGGAGUGCGUCUCCGAGUUCAUCUCCUUCAUCACCGGCGAGGCCUCCGACAAGUGCCAGCGCGAGAAGCGCAAGACCAUCAACGGCGACGACCUCCUCUGGGCCAUGACCACGCUCGGCUUCGAGGACUACAUCGAGCCGCUCAAGCUCUACCUCCACAAGUUCCGCGAGCUCGAGGGCGAGAAGGUGGCUAGCGGCGCCGCGGGCUCCUCCGGCUCCGGCUCGCAGCCGCAGAGGGAGACGACGCCUUCCGCGCACAAUGGCGCCGUCGGCUACGGCAUGUACGGCGCCGGCGCAGGCGCAGGCGGAGGCAGCGGCAUGAUCAUGAUGAUGGGGCAGCCGAUGUACGACUCCCCACCGGGCGCGUCAGGGUACCCGCAGCCCCCGCACCACCAGAUGGUGAUGGGCGCGAAAGGUGGCGCGUACGGCCACGGCGGCGGCUCGUCGUCGCCGUCGGGGCUCGGCAGGCAGGACAGGCUAUGAUGCAUGACGGGUCCGUGGCUGCAUGGCUGAAGAGGCCGGCCCGGCUUCUUGGUUGGUGUCGGCAAUUGGUGCCGGCACGCUGGUUAAGUUAACCUUCUUUUUUCUUUCCUUUUGUGGUUUAUAAUUAAUGUUGUGCUAAAUGGAGCCAGUGAUGUGGUUAAUACUAGUAGUCGCUUAACCUCU